CAGCAUGUUCAAAUCUAAAGAGGAAACUGAAACGCAUGCAAAAGCCCCUCUCUCUUUCUUCUCUCGCUGCUCCCUCUCUCUCUCUCUGUCUCUCCGCAAGACGUGGCGCUUCCGGCACAUCUCUGUCUGACUCUUUCUUUCUUCUUUCCUCUUUCUCGCUCUACAAAUUUCUCUCUCUUUCUCUCUCCACGGCACCGCCAUAUUGAACUUAAUCUUAGUCGUAUCUCAGCAAUUUUGCAAUAUAUGAAUAGGUAUCAAUUGUGAGCGGACUGACCGGAGUGCGAUUGCGAUCGCCGGAGGACGGCUGCAACUGCGAUCUCCUGCUGCGGAAUCUCAAUCGCGGAGAAGAUAUAUAGGAACUGUAGCUGUCCAUGAGGGAAUUUAAAUCAUGGAGAUGGUUGGGAAAGAAAAAAAAUGUAUCAUUUGACCAGGGAAUAUUCGGAGUCAACAUGAAACAAUUGCCAUUUAUGGGAUUUGUUUGUACAGUUAUGUUGUUCAUAGUUUACAGAACCACAAAUUAUCAGUAUCGACAGACAGAGAUAGAUGAUAAAUUAAACCCCUUCUACACAUCAAAGGACGUUGGCAUAGCUUCCCAUGGUCUGGGAAGUUUACCUCGUGGCAUUAUUCAUGCUAGAACAGAUUUGGAGUUAAAACCCCUAUGGUCAACUAGUAGUUCAAGGUCAAAGGUUAAUGUUUCGAGCUCUCAUAACUUACUAGCAAUUCCAGCUGGUAUUAAGCAAAAGAGUAAUGUUGAUGCUAUUGUCAAAAAGUUUCUGUCAGAAAAUUUUACCAUCAUAUUAUUCCAUUAUGAUGGCAAAGUGGAUGGAUGGUGGGAUCUGGAUUGGAGUAAGAAGGCUAUACAUAUAAUUGCUCAUAACCAGACAAAAUGGUGGUUUGCAAAACGAUUUCUUCAUCCAGCUGUUGUGUCUAUUUAUGAUUACAUUUUUCUUUGGGAUGAAGAUUUGGGUGUGGAGAAUUUUCAUCCACAAAGAUACUUGAACAUUGUGAAAUCAGAAGGAUUAGAGAUAUCUCAGCCAGCUUUACACCCAAAUUCAACUGAAAUACAUCAUAGAAUUACAAUACGCUUAAGAACUAACAAGUUUCACAGAAGAGUUUGGGAGGCUAGAGGUAGUACGAAGUGCUCAGAGGACAGCGAGGGGCCACCAUGCACAGGAUUUGUGGAAGGUAUGGCUCCUGUAUUUUCAAGAUCUGCUUGGCAUUGUGCAUGGCAUCUUAUACAGAAUGAUCUUGUUCACGGAUGGGGAAUGGAUAUGAAACUUGGUUAUUGUGCACAGGGGGAUCGGACAAGAAACGUGGGAAUAAUUGAUAGUGAAUAUGUUUUUCAUCAUGGAAUACAAACUUUGGGUGGAGCAUCUGCAAAAAAGGUCACGAGAAAGACUUCAAUCUCUGAAGAGUCAACUAAGAAGCCUGCUGUUGACGUGCGGAUCGAGAUAAGAAGACAAUCCACAUGGGAGCUUGAAAUAUUUAAAAAGCGGUGGGAAGAAGCUGUCAAGGAGGACAAGAACUGGGUCGAUCCUUUCCCGGGACAGAGGUGGCCCAAAAUUGGUCGCAAGGCUCGGAGCCGUAGACUAACCACCUGAUGGGUUUCUGUGUCAUCAGCUCUCUUUUGUUGGCAAUAGUUCUCACACACCCAUAUUCUGUAAUGUAGUCCAUAGAAGGCCAGUUGGAUCCUCAUGAUUAUUUCAUUAUCAGAGUAGUCAAUCUUUUCCAUAUA
Molecule: messenger RNA, 1735 nt
Organism: Diospyros lotus (date-plum)
Lineage: Eukaryota; Viridiplantae; Streptophyta; Magnoliopsida; Ericales; Ebenaceae
Exons: 16
Coding region: 372-1601 (409 amino acids)
Source: RefSeq, a predicted model, not a curated record